GACAUCAGGUGCUGGAUAUAAGAGGCAGCAAGACACCCGAGAGUUGCUGUGCGUUCACAGUGCAGUACAGACCUCAGUCUCUCUCUUAGCCUCCUAUUCCCCCCAGUGGAGAUCCCUAACCAUGUUGUUCUGGCACACGCAGCCCGAACAUUACCUCCAGCAACAUCCGACGACCAGCUACCUCCACGAUGUCCUGACUCUGCCCAUUUUCAAACACGAGGAGACCAGCCUCUCUCCCGGCCACGAUACCAAACAGCUCCCGUUCCAGUACGUGCUGUGCGCAGCCACCUCUCCUGCGGUAAAGCUCCACGACGAAACUCUGACCUACCUCAACCAAGGUCAAUCUUACGAAAUCUGUAUGCUUGACAACAGAAAACUAGGAGAUUAUGAGGAAAUAAAUGGCAAAUAUGUCAAGAGCAUUAUCCGGGUGGUCUUUCACGACCGUCGAUUACAAUACACCGAACACCAGCAGCUGGAGGGCUGGAAGUGGAGCCGUCCGGGAGACCGGAUACUGGACAUCGAUAUUCCCCUUUCAGUUGGUAUCUUGGAACCCCGGUCCAAUCCCAUGCAGCUAAAUACUAUUGAAUUUCUUUGGGAUCCUUCCAAAAGAGCCUCUGUUUUCAUUCAGGUUCAUUGCAUCAGCACCGAGUUCACGCCCAGGAAGCACGGAGGGGAGAAGGGGGUUCCCUUCAGGAUCCAGAUCGACACCUUCAAACAGAACGAGAGCGGUGACUACGCAGAGCACCUGCACUCUGCCAGCUGUCAGGUCAAAGUCUUCAAGCCCAAGGGGGCUGACCGGAAACAGAAAACCGAUCGAGAAAAGAUUGAAAAGAGGACAGCCCAGGAGAAGGAAAAAUACCAGCUGUCUUACAGCACCACCAUCCUCACCGAGUGCUCUCCCUGGCCUGAGAUCUCCUACUUGAGCAAUCCUCCCUCGCCAGGCUACAGCAUCUCACCUGGCAGCUACAUUGUUAGCGAAGGAAACUGUUCCCCAACUGAAGUCGAGCCCCUUCCUCCGAGCAUAGAUCGAAGGGCUUCUAUCCUCUCUGUAUCGCAGCACCUUCUGCCCGUAACAAGCAACCAAGAUGUACAACAGUGGCUGCUCAGACACCGCUUUUCACCUUUCUGCCGACUGUUUGUGAACUUCUCAGGUGCAGACUUGCUGAAGCUCUCCAAAGAGGACCUGAUCCAGAUCUGUGGUCCUGCCGAUGGAAUCAGACUGUUUAACGCCAUCAAAGGAAGAACCAUCCGUCCCAAACUGAGAAUCUAUGUGUGCCAGGAACCUGAGCACAACGGAACCCACCAGCCACAAAAGCAAGAAGGUGGAGGAGGGCAGAGCACUUUGUGUGUCUACCAUGCAAUCUAUUUGGAAGAACUGACAGUGGUAGAAUUGACUGAGAAAAUAGCAAAUCUGUACAGCAUUUCUCCACAGCAGAUUAACCAGAUCUACAAACAGGGACACACUGGGAUCCACGUGCUUAUCAGUGAUGAGAUGAUACGGAACAUACCUGAUGAGGCUUGCUUUGUCAUCAGCACCUUAAAAGCUGAGAGAAAUGAUGGGUAUCACAUCAUCUUAAAGUGAAGAUGAACAGCCAAAGAAGUCAGCUGUUCGGAUGCCACUGUGACUUGGAUAUUGGAAGCCGUCUGCGAAAUACAAUGGUCCAUCGCUCUGCCCAAACCUGCUGUCGUGUCACUCCAAGCCUUCGAGAGCUAACAGAGAAACAGAUGAUUUUUUUUUCCCAAAUCGAGAUUUUUUUUGUUUGUUUGUUUGUUUCUCAGUGCCUUAAUCCUUGCUGUAGUUUGAUCUUGUAGUUUCGACCAGUUGAGUUCCACUCCCAAUGUGUUGUCAAACCAAUUCUACAGUAGGGAGUUAGGACUAUGUAAGGAGAUGUGCAAUAUUGUCGUAGGAAAGCCCUUGUGAGUUUAGUGUGUGGUGAUGCGGGCGGUUAUGUUAUAUCUGACCCUGGUGUGCCAUCGAUCAACAAUGAGGACUCUUAACCUGUGACGUUGACGAACUGGAUUCUCUGUGUUGAACGCGAGUCACGGCUCGCGAAUCCCCAAAAAGUGGACAAAAAUUCCAGGGAGCGAACCCCAAUCAGAAAUGCCAAUUUUUUAUUUUGCUGAUUCGGAUUUCGUUGUUUUGAGAUUCGCGAUUGUCCCAGCUGUAGAUUUCGAAAGCCCGACUCUCGGCGGCCAGAUGUUACGAUAAACUCGACCAUCUUCCUAAGAUUGCAAGUUCACAUGUCUCCUUGGUUUAAGGGAACCACAAAUUCCGCGUCAUUUUGAUCACUGGCCGAAACGAGCAUGACUUCUGUUUCUUUGCGGCGAGUGUGUCUUUUGUCCUAUAAGAGGUAUUGAACGGCCAAUGACAUUUUUUUUGUUAUAUAUGAUCAAAGAACCGUUUGAGAUGCUGUAUGUUCAAUCCAUACGAAGCCUCCUUUCCCUGAAGCUUUGAGUCCUGCGUCUUUCUUCUGUAAAAGGAGACGAGAACCAAAAUGGUAUUGGAAUCGAAUUCUUGCAUUUGGUACUAUAAGCUUUAAAACAAUCUAGGAUAUGCAAUUGCGUGUCUCGGUGAAUAUGGGAAUAGGUGAAAAGGAUUGACAUAUCAGUCACUUCUGUUUUUCUCUCUCUCUCUCUUCCAAGUAGCCACCUCUGUCUGCAAGCUACUGAUGUAACACAGUCACUACGCUUUACAAUAUUCCAAGAAUCGCUUUGAGACAUUUCAAUCACAUGAUAAGGUGUUAUACCAAAUGCAAGGAUGAUUAUUACUAGUGUAUGUUCCAAAGCACUGCCAGUCAAAGUGAUUAAUUUCCCACUGAGAUUAAGAAUAGGAGCUGGGCAUGUAUUUAUAUAUUUAAAGUUGGGAAAGGUGGAGGGAAUGUUGAAGAAAGAUCAGAACCUUAUACACAAGCGUUUUACAAGGCUGUUUCUUGUUAUCUCCUUCUACCUGAUCUAUUUUGUAAAUUUAUUUUCUGUGUAGAGCGGAAUCGUGCUGAGAGGUUCUUCAAAGGGCAUUGAUGGUUCAUCUACGAGAAAUCAAUGUUGUGCCCUUCUCAGUCGGAUUGAAGAUUUGUUUCAUCAAACCUUAGAAAUUAGGUUUGCUGUAAUAUUGAAUGCAGGGUCAAUCAAAAGUCCUAACUCAUAGGUCUCCGUGAGAUGUCCAAACUCCUUGCCAUGGAGACGUUUACACAUAUUGACUCGCUGACAAAAAAAACUUUCGCAAACACAUCUGCAAUAGCUGCACACUCUCUACCAAUGUUGUCUUCUUAAAAGGGAGUCCUGUCGCGUAGUGGUUAGAGCGCGCGCCUCGCAAGCGAGAGGACCCGUGUUCCAUUCUCGGUGGUUAGUCAAUUGGCGGAUCUCUUUGUGGGUGUAAGAA
Messenger RNA from Callorhinchus milii (elephant shark), 3379 nucleotides. Its product is annotated as transcription factor CP2-like protein 1. Gene Ontology annotation, cellular component: nucleus. The record is from RefSeq and is a predicted model, not a curated record. Gene Ontology annotation, molecular function: RNA polymerase II cis-regulatory region sequence-specific DNA binding; DNA-binding transcription activator activity, RNA polymerase II-specific. The coding region runs from base 122 to 1582 and encodes 486 amino acids. NCBI's taxonomy places the organism in Eukaryota, Metazoa, Chordata, Chondrichthyes, Chimaeriformes, Callorhinchidae. Gene Ontology annotation, biological process: regulation of transcription by RNA polymerase II. The transcript is spliced from 15 exons.